Nicrophorus vespilloides is the source of this 869-nucleotide messenger RNA. It is a transcript of the gene I-2, whose product is annotated as protein phosphatase inhibitor 2. The transcript is spliced from 3 exons. Gene Ontology annotation, molecular function: protein phosphatase inhibitor activity. Gene Ontology annotation, biological process: regulation of signal transduction. The coding region runs from base 120 to 647 and encodes 175 amino acids. The record is from RefSeq and is a predicted model, not a curated record. Lineage: Eukaryota; Metazoa; Arthropoda; Insecta; Coleoptera; Silphidae.
CGUAUACAAUGUGUGCCUCCCCUCGACCCGCACAACGAACGUUUUCGCGAUAUUUUUAAAUAAGCGGUGAUUGAGAGCGGAUUAGUCAUUUUAAUGUUUUUGACAGUGACAGCAAAAUUAUGGCCGAGAAUUUGAAACUGAAGCCCAGCAAAGGGAUUCUGAAAAAUUCGAGCAGCUUCGAUGUGCCGGAUAAACAAUCCAAACCCAAGAAGGCCAAGGGUGGUGCGAAAUGGGAUGAGAUGAACAUCCUAGCCACACUGCAUCCUCCAGACAAGGACUAUGGCCACAUGAAGAUAGAUGAGCCCAAGACUCCAUACAACUAUGAGAAUUCCUCUGAAGACAUAGAUGUCCUUGAUGCAGCUGAUCUAGCUGAAAGGAUACGUUUGGGUGCAGCCACAAAGCCUAAAGUACUUCAGCCUAGUGAUGAUGAUGAGGAAGAAGAUGAUGAUUUGACUGAAGAGGAGAGGCUACAGAAGAAGGAUUUUGAGAACAAGCGUAAGAAACAUUACAACGAGUUCUAUGCUGUGAAAUUGGCAAGAAAGUUGCUGGAAGAGGAAGAAGAUGAUGAUGAAGAGGAUCCACAAAAAGCUUGCAUUCCGACCUCCCCGAAUUGCAACGCCUCCAGCAGUAGCAAAGUCAAAAAGUAAAUUUAUUACAUGUAUUAUUUUUGUUUUGUUUGUUUGUUUGGGGAUACAGAUGAGUAACAUUGUAGCAGCUCCACACAAUAUGGAGAGAAACCUGCGACUGAUUUUCUAUCACGCGGGGCGUGCAAUUGUUGAACACCAAAAUUACUACAUAACAAAUGAAAUAGUUGAUAAAAAAAUAAUAAUGCGGAGCUGAGCUAGUAACGUUUAUUAUAUUAACUAAAU